AUGGGACUGGAGAAUCUGUGUCUCGAGCCGGAGAAGAAGAUAUCGUUUGACUUGCCCAUUCUGGCAGUGAAAAGAUGGAGAGAGUACACGUUCAUCUAUACUAUCGGUCACAAAUUGUAUGUUAUGGUCAAUGAGGCUGUUACGAUGACUCUAGAUUUGUUGAGCGAACCACUAGUUCGAGAGGCGGGAAUUGAGAGCAGUUUAUUUCAUGCAAUGGACGGCGGUCAGCGAGAACCCCAGGUGAAUAUAACGGUGGUAGACGAACCGGAACAAACAUUUAGUCUAGUGUUGCAAUGUGAAAUUGGCGUCUUCGUUAAGCUUGGGUUUGCUCUCGGGACGUUAUAUGGAGAACGAUAUGAGAAAAACAUCUCGAGAGAGGUUAUAUCACAGGAGGUCAUGUCUCUUCCUUCUAAGUUUUUGCCGAAUCUGCCAGAUGUAACUUCGGUCGAUGACAUGUCUGUACUCUCAUCAGAUGAUGACGAGGAUGAACUGGAUCCGGAGGUUAUGGAAUUAAUGACAACAUGCGAAUGCCAACAUAAUAAGAGAAUCAUGCAUGCAACGGAGUCUAUACCUAUCAGCCAGAAAUAUCAUGUCCAUCCGGUCAGCAAAAGCAUUCUCAUCUCAUCCCAAAUGACUCCUACAGAAUUGUCUAUAAGAUUCACCGAUAGUUUCUGCUUCGACUGGAAUAAGAUGUCCAGAAAUAUUCCCCGAGCAUUAGAUGAUUUAAUUGUAACUGACUGGCGCGUUUCAUCCACCGAACCCUCAACUUGGGACUUUACUAUGCUCAAUGGCCAUCAAGGAUACAUUUUAAGCGCAACAAACUUCAACCAGUGCUACAUUCAAAUGACAAGAAUCCAAAAAACAACCAAGGGAUGGACAUCAAUUAUUCACCGAACUAUUCACCAUUUACCCAUUUACACCCAUACGCUACAUGCCAAUGGCGUGGUGUCUCCGCAUUCCAUCAGAUUCUUCGAUAAGUCUCUCGUGAUAGUGCUCUGUCCGGAAACAUACUUUAAGAAUGUGUGUGCACACGAUUCCGCGCAAAAUUGUUCUCCCGAAAAUUCUGGCAGCAACAUUGAUCAAUUAGAUCCGUCAUUAUUGGCCACUAUCCUGCCUGAGUCCAGUACACCCGACCUGUUAACCGAGUCUCCCAGUCAUGCUGUGGCGGAGAAAUCAUCUCCCCAGGAUCUCGAGCACUAUUACAAAUGCGUUCUGGAACAGUAUGCCGGAGAAGGAAUCAAUUUUCGGAACUGUCGUUUGAUCGCGAGCGGAUCCAGAGUUGUAUUUUAUCAGACUCGAGGUCUUAGUCCGGUAUCCUUGGCACCUGGCAUAAUUCAGUUCCGAGAAAAGCGUUCGGGAAACGAUAUGCAGCAUUACUUACUGAGUGUACAGAAUGCCAAAGGUGAAGUGGCCCACCAGAGACUUUUACUCUCGACCGAGCCGAUCAUUCAUUUGAGGUGGUGCCCAAAGCACCUGGUUGACCAGCUCCUGCGCGCCGAAGAUAGAUCGACUCUCAGGUCUCUAGACCUAGAUCUGAGAGAGGCGACCGAGUUCAUAAAGGCAGUAGAUCUGUACAAUGAUGACGAUGCCGCGGUAGCUACGGAUGACGGUGAGCAGGCUCAAAUGACCGCUUUCAUCAAAGCUGAGUUAGAAACAAAGACGGUUCCGAAUUUCCUUGCGGAUCCUGAAGACGACCCACUCGUGGGGAACCCCUUGCGUUCACCUGAUAGCUUUCUGCUGCAUACGGAGAAGCCAAUCGUGUGGAUCCAACCUAUCGACGGUACAGGUUUCCAGUCUAUUCUAUACACGGAACGUCCUACCCAUCCUAUCUCGGACCACGGGAACACACCCACAUCUCUGCCCACAACUUCGUUCGCGACUCCGAGUCCCAGACAGCUGGAUCCCGCUCGAUACGGUUACUUCGACUGUCGAACUUUGGUAGGCAAUAAACUCGGCCUAGCAACCAGUCCCAAUGACUGCCACAACGUGGGCAACAUCACUUGGGGUUGGUUCUUGGAGGAGUGCCACAUAUUGUGCUUGGCUGCGCACGAUGUCAACGCCGUGGCCAUCGGUCGGACAAUGCUCUUCGAUGCCGAGAGUGGCGCCAUCGACGUCAUUUUGGCCAAUCCCCUCGAUGACGUGGGCAACCUGGAACUGGAUAACUUCACAUUGGCCUUGUACGCUGUUGGUCCCAACACCGUCGCGCAAGUUACCCCCAAUACCAUCAAUCUUUGCCGCGCGACCCGGGACGCCUCGCACGAACUGGCCUUCGUGACCGUGACCACACUAGACCUAUUUGAAGACAUCAACUGCGUCAAAAUCGCAACCAAAGCUCACUUCUCUAAACUAGAGAACCAGCCGCUUGGCGACCAGUUGAUGGUGACGGUAACCUUAGACGACGGGUGUUGUCGAUUAUUCAGGGUCGCGGAAAACGAGGUCACGGAAAUCACACGGGAGACGCCGCAAGUCUUCUAUUGCAUCCACUCAGCGGACCCGCUCCAAGACACAGCCAUGGCGGCCGAGGGUUGCGACUCAGCCGUGACUGUGACGCGGCCGCUGGAGAGGGAGGCUGUCAAGCAGUACAUCAGUCAACAGACGGAUAGCACCGUGCUGUGCCGUUGGAUGUGGACAGCCCAGGCGGCGCUGCUGGGGGAUCCGGCAACCGAGGAUGCCUCCGGCACGCGGACGGAGGUGGACCAACCGACGGAGGCUGGUCUGCCGGGGGGGAAGGCUCUGGCGCCGGCUUCGGGAGACGCAGGGAAGGCGCCUCGGCUGUUGCACGUGGCGGCCUCCCGUUCGGGCGAGGCACUGCUGGCGGUGACUGCGUCGCGCGUGUUCCUGUACCGCAGGGAGUGCGUGGCCGCGGGGCCCCCGCGCUGGGUACAGCUUCCGCUCCUAGAUGCAGAGACCAGGGCUCUGGGAGACCAAUGCCGGGACCAAGGUCCAGAUCAAGAUCUGGACGAGGAUCUGGAAGAAGGCCGGUUGGAGUUGGAGGAGAGUACGUUGUUGACAUCUCACUGUCGCUGCGGGGGGUGUGUGGAGGACCAGUGUUUCAGCGUGCGGUUGCGGGGCGUGGUGUUGGUGGUCACGUGUGUCGCGCGUGGGCAGUGGCGCCUCUUUACGGUGGACGCGCGUGUGUGUCUGAUUGGCGGCGCGCGAUGGCUGCUGGACACGCAGACGGGCGUGGUGGGGCCGGCGCUGCUCCUGGGCUGUCCCUUUGCCGCUUUCCGGUUCCACGGGGCCUUGUUGCAGGCCGCACUCCCACUGCCCGGCGAGGCGCGUUGGGAGGCGCUGACUUGCGCCGUGCGUGACGCAGGUCCCGUCCUGGGCGACGCGUCUGCUCCCCUGGGUGACGUUUCCCUGGGGGAGGCAUCCGUUCCUCUGGGGGAGGCGUCCGGUGAGACGGCGUCAGAAACUUCCCUAGAGAAGUCUCCCGCUCCUCUGGAAGAGUCUCCGGUGCCCGCGGAGAAAGCUAUUGGGGAGGUUGUUUCACGGGUCUGUGGCGUGGAGGCGGUUUUGCGCGAGGUGCAGGACGGGGGCCGACCACUGGAGGAAACACUGCCGCGAUGGCAAGACGCCUGGACCUCGUGGCGGGCGGCGCGGCUGUCGCGGCGUGCGUGGGUCCGUCGUCUGGGCGGUUUCUGGCUGGAGCCGCACGAGCGUGUGGUGGCCACGCACCGGGUGACAGUGGCGGACGAGCAGUUCGUGUGUCUGGGGACGGUCCCGAUAUCUGGCGGUCUUCGUCCGCCUACGGGUCGUGUGUUGGUAUUUCCCGAGGUCGCCUGUUCCUCUGCACCCGGCGUGCCAGAGGGGGAGGGUGUGCCGUAUGCGAUGAAUGUGGUGGGCGGUGUGGUGGCGAUGGGUAGUGUGAUGUUCCGUGAGAAGACGUUGCUGUGGUUCGCGGCCGGAUGCCGGUUGUACGUGCGCGAGUUGCACGGUGGUGUGCUGAAAGGCGGGACCUUCGUAGGCACGCUGUCGCCGGUCACGUUCGUCGCAGUGUUGAAGGAGCAGUACUUCCUCCUGGCCACAGCCAGUCACGGACUUACUUUUGCCGCGCUCCGUCUGGCGACUAACCGCCGCAAUCCUGCCAGCGGCUCCACGCAGUUCCUGCCGCUCACGCUCGUCCUGCUUGCGCGCAACAUGCCCGCUCCUCACUCCCGUCUCGCCACCAAUGUUUGCGGCUUCCUCACCCGCGGUCCCAAGGUCUUCCAGAUCGCCGGCGAUCUCGCGGGCACCAUUCGCCUCAACGCAUUCCUCCCGCCGCACAACUUCGAGGCCAACGGCCAGGAGUUAAUAGGGGAACGGCCACCGGGACACAUACUUGGAGAACAUGCAGCCAAAGAACACGCCCCCGGACAACACGCCGGAGGGCAUGUGCACGCCGCCGGAGGGCAAGUUGCUGACCACGGAGAGCCGGGCGACGGACAACCUGGUCAAGGUCGCCCUGGCCAAAACCUCGGUGGCCAAAGCCUCGAUGAAGAAGAAGCGCGGCCCAGUCUGGCCUCUCUGGACUGGCUACGACUGCGGGAACGAGAGCAGCUGCCCGUUGGCGAACGAUUCCUCAGCGUCCUCCAAUUGGACGAGAAAUUAGUAUUUGUUACGGUCUACGGAAACAUGUACCAACUGUCGCUGCCACUCAGCGGAGGGUGA
This is a messenger RNA of Gregarina niphandrodes, 4650 nucleotides long. RefSeq lists its product as hypothetical. The transcript is spliced from 3 exons. The record is from RefSeq and is a predicted model, not a curated record. Bases 1 to 4650 code for a protein of 1549 amino acids. Lineage: Eukaryota; Apicomplexa; Conoidasida; Eugregarinorida; Gregarinidae.